AUGAAUGAGGAUGGAUUGUUUGAAGUAGUACAACAUGUUUUGGUACAUAAUCAUGAACUCACAAGAAAACAAUGGCACUAUCUUCAUCGAUAUGAAAGAGAGAUGACAGAAGAAAAGGGACAAGUAAUAGAAAACUUGCAAAAGUCAGGACUUUCAGCUAUGGACUCAUAUCGAGCUAUGUGCAAUAAAGCUGGAGGUGAAGAAAACUUGGGACACACAAAGAAAGACCACCUGAAUUAUUGGACAAGGUUGAAAAUGAAAAAUAUUGAAGGUGGUGAUGCACAAGCAGUCUCUGAAAUAAUGUACCAGGAACUUGCUAAUGAUCCUGAAUUUUUCUUUAGAUUUAGAUUGAAUAAAGAAGGAAAGUUAAGAGCACUGUUUUGGAGAGACUCGAUGAUGAGAGAAGAUUAUAGUAUUUAUGGAGAUGUUGUAGUGUUUGACACUACAUAUAGGACAAAUAGAUACAAUUUGAUGUGUGCUCCUAUUUCAAUGGGAGGGAAAUGCCCAAUCUCAAUCUUCACAGACCAAGAUCAAGCAAUGUGCUCUGCAAUACAGAAGGUCUUUCCAGAGGUCAGACAUAGAUUAUGUAUAUGGCAUUUAGAACAAAAGGCUAUUACAAGAUUUGGAUCAUUGAAACGAGACAAAGAUUUUAAGAGAACAUUCUCCUACUGUUUGAAACGAUGUGUAACUGAAGUUGAGUUUGAAGCUGUAUGGAACUCAAUGAUUGAGAAGUAUAAUUUACAAGAAGAUAGUUGGUUCCAAAGAAUUUAUAAUCUAAAAGAAAAGUGGUGUCCAGCUCUAAGCAAAGACUUCUUCUCGGCUGGUAUCCUCUCUUCCCAACGAAGUGAAAGUACCAAUCAUGCAAUUGGGUUUAGAGCAAAUAGAUCAACAAGCUUGACUGAAUUCUAUAGCAUUUUCAAAGCUUGUAUACAGCGUUGGAGAAGCACGGAAAAACAUGAUGAGUUCUCGUGUAGUAAAUCAACUGCAGCAUCAGCAAUACCAUUAUCUGGUCUGCUGAAACAUGCAUCAGAAAUCUACACUUUGUCUUUAUUCACAGAUUUUGAAGAAGAAUUUGGGUAUUCCAUUGCAACUGCCACAAAAUUGCUUUGGCAAAAUGGUAGUACCUUGUUCUAUUUAGUGGCAAUUGAAAGUGAACCUUGGUCGCAACAAAAAGUCACUUUUGAAUCUGACAGCAACCAAGUUAAAUGCACUUGCAAGAACUUUGAAGCUUCUGGAUGGUUAUGCUACCACUGCAUCAGAAUAUUACACUUACAUUCAGUGAUGAGAAUACCAGAUCAGUAUAUAAAGAAGAGAUGGACAAAGUUUGCAAAAUCAUCAAUUUGGGAAAGACGUGACAAUGAAGAACCUGAACAACAUCAAUACACACCUUGGCGUCAAACCAUGGCUAGAAAAUUCUAUAAUCUAAUAUUGAAAAGUCAAUUUAAUGAAGAGGCGAGAACCCUUAUCGAGGACAGUUAUGUUGUUAGCCUUUCUCUUGUUGAAGAACUACUAACAACCAUCAACAACACUACUGAAGCAGAGACUAACCAAGCUACUGAAGUAGAGACCAACAAAGAUACUGAAGCAGAGACUAACCAAGCUACUGAAGCAGAGACUAACCAAGCUACUGAAGCAGAGACUAACCAAGCUACAUCAACUGAGGCACCUCUUAUAUUAGAUCCUAAAUGUACAACAACAAAAGGAAGGAACAAAAGGCCACGAGGACCACUGGAGAAGAAAAGAAAGAAGACUACAGUACCACCACUUGAGUUUGGAGCUAUAACCCCUAAUUUGAGACUAUUUUGA
Chenopodium quinoa (quinoa) is the source of this 1806-nucleotide messenger RNA. RefSeq names its product protein FAR1-RELATED SEQUENCE 5-like. Bases 1 to 1806 code for a protein of 601 amino acids. The record is from RefSeq and is a predicted model, not a curated record. Lineage: Eukaryota; Viridiplantae; Streptophyta; Magnoliopsida; Caryophyllales; Amaranthaceae. Gene Ontology annotation, molecular function: zinc ion binding. Gene Ontology annotation, biological process: regulation of DNA-templated transcription. The transcript is spliced from 3 exons.